Messenger RNA from Verticillium nonalfalfae, 723 nucleotides. RefSeq lists its product as uncharacterized. The transcript has 8 exons. Gene Ontology annotation, molecular function: RNA binding. The record is from RefSeq and is a predicted model, not a curated record. NCBI's taxonomy places the organism in Eukaryota, Fungi, Ascomycota, Sordariomycetes, Glomerellales, Plectosphaerellaceae. The coding region runs from base 1 to 723 and encodes 240 amino acids.
AUGCCAGCUUACCCCAGGCCUGAUGUCCGCCGCCAACAUGCAUCACGAGUCAACCGGAUGUCUCUAUAUGGUGUGGCCAGUCACCACAACCAUGUGGACGUUGGCAGCAUCCGCGAGGGUACAGAUGUCCGAACCACCAUCAUGCUCCGCAACAUACCGAAUAAGGUUGAUCAGGCAAUGCUGAAGCGUAUCGUGGACGACUCCAGUUGGGGCAAGUACGACUUCAUGUACCUCCGGAUUGACUUUGCCAACGACUGCAACGUGGGCUAUGCAUUCAUCAAUUUUGUUGACCCACUGGACAUCAUUGACUUUGUCAACGCGCGCGGCAACCAGCGGUGGAACUGUUUCAAAAGUGACAAAGUAGCCGAGAUCUCAUAUGCCACAAUUCAAGGCAAGGAUUGCCUGGUGCAGAAAUUCCGCAAUAGCUCUGUGAUGUUGGAGGCAGCGCAUUACCGGCCCAAGCUAUUCUACACCUCCAAUGGUCCUGUUCCGAAACUUGCGGGCCAAGAAGAGCCUUUUCCCCAGCCUGACAAUCAGUCCAAGAUGAAGCGAAGUUGCGAAAACGCAGAACACGUUGGUCUCUUCACGCCCAACGCUGGCCAACACUUCCGUGAUGAGCAGCGCCGAAGACGCUCACAAUACGACCGCGGCACAAGACUUGCAGCACUGGAGGAGCAUGAAUUCGAGACAGCCAACGAACCAUACAUGCAUUACUCCCGCUGA